CACACUUAACUUGGACUGAGGAAGAGCAAGAUGCUGCUUCACUGGAACAUGGACAUGAGGGGUAUCGUGGGGGUGUUGGUGUAUUUGUCUUUCGGACAGUGUGCUUUACUUCCUGAACUCCGUGCAACAGAGUUUGGGUUAAUGCCCCCUGAGAACUUUACGCAAGGACAAACGGGAUUUGCGGAGCCUGAUUUAUCCUAUUGUCAGAUGCUUCUGGAAGCUCCGGUUCCACCCACAGCAGACCAGGUACCCUGGUUCUGCAUCUGCUCCACUUGUUCCGGAAACCGAGGCCAGAAAGGAGACAGAGGCGACCGCGGACUGCCAGGAGUUCCUGGUAGUCCAGGUCCAAGAGGCCUCACUGGGCUUCCCGGCCGUCCCGGAUUCACAGGACGUCCCGGCAUAAAGGGUGAGAAAGGUGACACCGGAGAUAAGGGUGACAUUGGUCAUCUUGGAGUUUCAGGGCCAACGGGAGACAGGGGAUUUAAAGGUGAGAAGGGUGACCGUGGUCUUGAUGGUCCUACGGGAGAACAGGGUCCAAAUGGAGAAGAUGGUCAGUGCCCGGAAACCUGUGAGCCCAUACCAGGGCCGGCAGGUGAGCCAGGUCUUCCCGGCCCUGCAGGUGCACGGGGGUUACCUGGGCUGAAUGGAGACCCUGGUCCCAAAGGGAUGAAGGGUGAUCCGGGUGUGGUGGGGGAGUCUGGCGUUCCAGGUGUACCAGGGGAGAAGGGUGACCAAGGUCCACAGGGCCUGUGCAAUUGUCAGGAUGGGGCUCCAGGAGCCCAGGGUCAAACAGGUGAAAAUGGUGAGAAGGGAGACCAGGGUCCGACAGGGCUGACAGGUCAAACUGGAGCCACAGGACCUAAAGGUGAUCAGGGAGAGAUGGGAAUGACUGGUAUGCCCGGACCUUGUUCACCCACCGUGCAAUCUGCUUUCUCUGCUGCUUUACUCACUUCCUAUCCUACACCGAGCCGGCCAGUGCCUUUCAAACGUGUCAUCUACAACUUAAACCUGCACUACGAACCUAAUAACGGCGUCUACACCGCCCCGGUUAACGGAACCUACGUGUUUAGCUACCAUCUGCAAGUGUCCAACCGUAUGCUAAAGGUCGGACUCUUCCACAACUUCGAGGCCAUGGUGAGGACAACUACGUUGGUGGAAAUGAACACUGCCUCUCAGCAGGUGGUGAUGAGUCUGAACCAGGGUGACUGGGUGUGGGUGCAGGUGAAAGACAUCGCCAGUAACGGCAUGUUCACCGGCAGCGAGGCCAGCAGCACAUUCAGCGGGUUUUUGUUGUACCCAGACAGAUGUGAUGACAUGUUUGGAAGAGAUUUCAAUGGAAACGCUGCUAACAAUGGAACUGAUCCAGGGUUCCCUAGCUAUAAUAUUCCCUGGGAACAUUCGUAAAGACCCAUAUGUAUACCUUACC
Sinocyclocheilus anshuiensis is the source of this 1426-nucleotide messenger RNA. Its product is annotated as complement C1q tumor necrosis factor-related protein 7-like. The coding region runs from base 31 to 1404 and encodes 457 amino acids. The record is from RefSeq and is a predicted model, not a curated record. Gene Ontology annotation, molecular function: protein binding. NCBI's taxonomy places the organism in Eukaryota, Metazoa, Chordata, Actinopteri, Cypriniformes, Cyprinidae. The transcript is spliced from 5 exons.